AUGCCUCCCCUAGAAGGUCGCGUCCUGGUCGACCCCUCCACCGGCCAACACUACAUUGUCCCCUCCCAAGGAAUGUUCUACCCCCAGCCCUACGGCUACGCUCCGUACGCCCCAGGCGGCCACCCGCCGCCCCACUACGGUCACUACUAUGGACACCCGCAGCAAGGCUACAAUGGUCAAGCCGCCCCCGGCUACGCAAUGCCGCCUCAGUACGCGGGGGCCUCACCAAGGUACCCAGCGCACGCGACGCCUCCGACUUAUAGGCGCGACUCUACCCGCUCGUCGGCCGAAUUCUACCGCCAGAACCACCAGGAGCAGCCUCCAUUCAAUCGAAACUACAACACCCAAGGCAGCGGCACCUCCCUCGAGAAAUUCCAGGCCCACCAGGGGUGGUGGGCCCCAAGGAGGAGCCAGGGGUCUGUGCACGACCCAGAGACUCAGACGGAUGUCGAGAGUUCUCCUCGGCGUUCGCCUCGUCAGAGUAUGGCUACCUCGGACAACGAAGCCGCUAGAAGGGCUACUCAGAUCGAAGCCCCGCCCCCUCGAUUCGUCCCCCAGAAGGCCGUCCGUAUGGACUUUGACCUAACGAAGCCACUCCCUGAGGAGGAGGAACUGCGAGAAAGACGAGAACGAGAGAAAAAAGCGAAGCAAGAAGACGCUCAACGGCCCACCGCCUUCACGAUCUCGUUCGGGGACGAUGCUCCGAAAAGUGGGCCUCCAGCUGAACUAUCGCUACAAGAUGCAGCCAGGAAAAGCGGGCCUGGAAAGCGAAUUCUGGCCGGGCGGAAGGCGGCCGCGCCGCCAGCCGCCCCGCAGCCGCCGGAGGACACGAGCAAGCACUAUUUGCUGAAUAGGCUUUUGCAAGGCCCUCUUUCCUCGAAUGCUCAGCCGCUAUCCCCUGAAGAUACCCCACAACUUCAAGGACGACGUGAUAACGAUGCCGUCAGUGAGGCCGGGACUUUUGUGAUAGGUGCCGGAGAAUCAAAAGCCGCCGCCAUGAUGAAGACGCGCAUCGUCGGAGAUUCCUCAGAUUCUGAUGCUUCGGAGAGCUCUUCAGAAGAUGAGCAACCCCCACCG
Messenger RNA from Mesorhabditis spiculigera, 1077 nucleotides. Lineage: Eukaryota; Metazoa; Nematoda; Chromadorea; Rhabditida; Rhabditidae. The record is from the annotation of a GenBank genome assembly.